This is a messenger RNA of Rotaria sp. Silwood1, 261 nucleotides long. NCBI's taxonomy places the organism in Eukaryota, Metazoa, Rotifera, Eurotatoria, Philodinida, Philodinidae. The record is from the annotation of a GenBank genome assembly.
AUGGUUAAAAGUGCUAAAGCUCUUGCACCAGUUGGCGAUGAUUUAUGUGCUGAUUUUGACGACUGUGUUGAUGUUAUUUGUGGUGAAGUUUUAGAUAAUAUUGGAUGUGGUGAUGAUGGUUGUGAAGAUGCAGAUAUUGUUAAAGACUCUAAUGCUCUUGAACAUGUUGGUGAUGUUGAUGUUGAUGAACCUUUAUCUUCAGAUAACUUCAACCGUUUAAACGAAGGUGAUUCAAAUUCAAUUUCUUCUUUUUCUUGCUGA